AUGUGGGAGGCACAUCCAGAGGAGCAAUUCCACCUGCGUAUGCAUCGCGCGCAAUCAGUUGUUCUCACCAAUGCCGAGCUAGUCGAGGUUCGUGCUGCGCAACGCACAUUCGAAGGCGCGUAUAUGCGAACUGCGCUGGGCCAAUUCUCGUUUUCCCUCGUGAUUCUCAAGAUUUUUACGGACGAGUUUUAUCCGAUCGGUGCGCUGUUUGCCGUCUACGGCACUGCGAUUCUGCUGGUGGCCGUGUAUCGACGGUACGAGGGUCAGCGCCAGUUCUUCACCAAGGAGUCUGCGGACGGUCUGUUGACGCGCAAGUUUCGGACGUCGGGCGAUACUGUGACGCUAUUGACAAUUCUCAGCUUGCUGGCAUAUGCAACUUUGCUUGUACUGACUAUGCGGUUGACCAGGGAGUAG
Molecule: messenger RNA, 414 nt
Organism: Akanthomyces muscarius
Lineage: Eukaryota; Fungi; Ascomycota; Sordariomycetes; Hypocreales; Cordycipitaceae
Exons: 3
Coding region: 1-414 (137 amino acids)
Source: RefSeq, a predicted model, not a curated record